Molecule: messenger RNA, 1023 nt
Organism: Dovyalis caffra
Lineage: Eukaryota; Viridiplantae; Streptophyta; Magnoliopsida; Malpighiales; Salicaceae
Source: the annotation of a GenBank genome assembly
AUGGCUUCAAUCUCUGUUCCUUGCCCCAAGACUGUUUUGGUUGCUGCUGCUGUUGGAUCCAAUGCUCAAAAUUCACAACCACAGCCCAGGAUCUCUUUUCCUCGAGCACCCACUUCCAAUCAGAACCCAUCUCUCUCAAUCGGAUCCACAUUCUCUGGUUUUGAGUGGCCUAACAGGAAACAGCAAGCUGUUAUAAAGGUGCAGGCACAGCUGAAUGAGAAAUCUUCAAAUUCUGCACUGGUGGUGGAUACUGAAUCCAAAGUGUCAUCUUCAGAGGGAAAGGAUGAACCCACAGAAAGUAAAAUUCCUGAUGUGUCAUCUAUUUCAGCAUUUAUGACACAAGUAUCAGAACUUGUAAAACUUGUGGAUUCAAGAGAUAUUACAGAGCUGCAACUGAAGCAAUCAGAUUGUGAGCUGGUAAUAAGGAAAAAGGAGGCUUUGCAGCAAUCAGCAGCAGCAGCUCCUGUUCUUGCAAUGGAACCUCAUUACCCACAUGCAAUGUAUCCUGCUCCCCCUUCAGCAGCACCGGCAGCAGCUCUUGCAAGCCCCUCUCCAUCUCCUGCUCCUGCCUUGCCUGGACCUGCAAAGGCAAGCUUGUCAUCUCAUCCACCGCUGAAAUGCCCCAUGGCUGGAACCUUUUAUCGGAGUCCAGCUCCAGGCGAACCCCCAUUUGUGAAGGUGGGGGAUAAAGUGCAGAAAGGUCAAGUUGUUUGCAUCAUUGAGGCUAUGAAGCUAAUGAAUGAAAUUGAAGCUGAUCAAUCUGGAACCAUAACCGAGAUCCUGGCAGAGGAUGGUAAACCAGUUAGUGUGGACACGGAUAACAGAUUUGAGAUCGUCAGAUGGCAAAAGUUGGAGAUCAACCAGAUCCAGUAUUAUUCAUCAGCACCCGAGAACAUUAAUCCAGCACAAGGAAGCAAAACAUCAAUUCUCAUACAAAGAAAAGCUUGGCAAAAGAAAACAAGAAAAAGCUCUUAUGAUUCCAUUCCAUGGAAAGGCUAUGAAAAAUGGAUGCACACUUUCUAG